Messenger RNA from Vitrella brassicaformis, 1794 nucleotides. The record is from the annotation of a GenBank genome assembly. NCBI's taxonomy places the organism in Eukaryota, Vitrellaceae.
GUCCGAGUGCAUAAAUCGUCAUUUGGUGUAUCGUUUGAGGUUUCUUGCGAGGUCAUGCAGAACAUCAGGGUGCGGCUGCAGGGUGGCCAGCAUCCUGCGCCACUCAUCACACUCACACACUUGACUGUACCAACACAACCACACAACCACACACACACACGCAGAUUCAUGUCAUGUGCCGUGUGGGUGUUUUGUAUCAUUCUGUGUAUACCCAGGGGUCCGUUCGAAUCUGGCCAUGAGACAGGGCAGCGCGCGGCAGUCCUCCCACGGCCCCCUCUCCUCCAACACCAUCGACCGCUCUAUCGCAUCCUCCCGGUGAAAUCCGCCGUCAGCCUCUUGUGCAGCAGCACUCUCGGCCUCGUCGGCGAUUGGCAGCGGAGUCCUCUUGGGAAGGAGGUCAGAGUGCGGCGGCUGCGUGAACAGGAGGGGCAGCUCGAUGGUGAAGAUCUCCUGCAGCUCCUGCACGAACAACAGGUCGUCCUCGACACUCCGCAGGUCCGCACUCAGCGUCUCGAAGGCCGCCUCCCUCUGCUCAGCAAGGAAGGCCUCACGCAGCCGCUUGGGCAACGUCUCCUGCACACGCGCACACAACGUCGAAGAGACGGGUGGUGCUGAUGAGACGGGCCAGCACUGAGCUCACUUACUUCAACUGCUCGGUCGGCAAUGGAUGUCUGUCGUGGGCCGCCAGGCGGCCUCGAUGGCAGCCCGAACACCUCUGGGGGCGGCUCCUUGCGGCAGUGGCAGAGUGCGUUGAGGACGCCCAGUUGUGUGCGUGUUGCGGUGAGGUGCCUGUCGGCCUGGUAGAGCAUCCUCUUGUCGAAGAACAGCACUGCCAGGUGGUAGUAGAGCGACAGCUCUUCCGUGAAGGACUUCUGCUUCCUCGCCAUGCGGGCCGUCAGGUCCUUCUCCUCUUCUCUGUGAUGGUUUGUCUGCCAGGGAAGGGAAGAAAGAGCUCGUGAGACACCCAUCCCAUCGCGAGUACGUAUUUCUCCGUGUGGUGUGGUGUGGUGUCUGUCUCCCUACCAGUCGAUGGAUAACGGUGAGAUUGUGACGGGCACAGCCCUCAGGAAGGCCUGCACAACCAUCGGAAAACACCUGCUGAUUGAUGUUGUGUGUUCUGCAGGCCAGCCAUACCCACCCCUGUCUCUUAGAAGGUCACACGCCAGCUGCGCCUGUUGCCUCGCCCACUCAGCCUUGCCCUCAUCCCUAUGCACACGCCAAGUAACCGGCCAGCCAUCAGAUCCGCUCGACACAGCGUCCGCCUUCCUUACCAGUAUCGAACAGAGAGGUUGAAGUACGCCAGCACACGAGUGAUGAACGCCUUGCACAGCCGCUCGACCUCAGAAACGACAGGACGUGAGACGGCCAGAGCCGCGUAGCGACCCCUUUGCGCUUCUCGGGCCAGUGUCGUCGCGGUCUCAUCACGCGGACGCAAUCUGAUCGGAGGGAUCUCACGUCACCCACAUCCCAGCCACGGGCACGCCAACUGUCGUCUCUUCACCUCUUUGCCUCCCGGAACUCCUUCUCUGCGAGGCGCCACAACUUGGCCUCUCCCUCCGCCGAUGAGGGCUCCUCUGCGUCCUCCCCCAAGCCUUCCUCGUCCCCUCCCUGGACCUGCCAUUGCCUUUCUUCCUCUUGGCGUCUCCGGCUCGAGUUGAUCUGCCGGAAGUACGACUUGCCGAGCUUUAAGUGGAGAUCGAAGUACUCGCCUGUGGUUGGCGCAAAGGCCUUGCGGCUUGGACCGCCGGCGGCUGUCGCUUUCUUCAUCAUUCAAGUUGAGCGAGGAGUCCAAAG